GGAUUCGCUUGUACCAGCCAUAUAUAAUCAAGUUUAUUACAACUGCGCUAUAUUACAACAUAACAACAAAACUGCAAAGGAAAGUGCCUGCGUCAGCCUCGAUUAGCCAUAGCUAGUCAAUAUACACCUUGACAGGCUUUUCAAAAAUAAUCAUUUUUCUGUUAUUUUAUUUCAUGCAAAUAUUGAUAAUUGACACACGGUAUGUUAAACCGUCAGGGCAUUGUUGCGACCGACGCGGCCUUCUAGUAUACAAAGUAGAAAAGCUUAUAUAGUAGGGUCCAGUGUUAAAAUAGUUAUUCCAGAAUAUUCUCGAUAACAUUCGAUCCAUCCAAAGAGGAUUUGUCCAAAGAUGAGCCCGAAUUUUUUUGGUAUUGGCAUCAUACUAGAAUUUGCUACUGUUUGCAGUACAAUGCAACGCUAUGUACACUGGGCGUAACUUUGAGUUUUUGGGCGUAGUUAACGUACUGGACCUUCGGUUCGUUUUUUUUUUUGCUUUACAUCUGUGCAUUUUCUGUCCUACCGUACGUGUCGUCUACAUAACCAAAUCAUUUGAGUAUCGCUGUUUGUUGUUCGCUCACUGGCAACUCACAAUUAAUCGUAUUUGGUCACUGGUAUAUAUCGUGAGGAGCAGGAUACUCAAGUUUCAUUCAGCGAUUCCAUGCUACUUUAGUCUCAUUUGAUAGAAAUGCACAAGUACGAUCCACGGUCGUUGUCUAAACCUUGUUCUUAGAUCUUGUAUAGGUUAUCUGUACGACACGACAUUAAUAUCAAAACAAUUCGGUUGUUAUGCUUUGGCCAAGGCCGCGUAAGCUUCACGGCCGGGCCGGUUAACACUAUACCCAUAUCCGUAUUAUCACGAUGCCCUAGAGUAGGACCCGACUUGUUUUGGCUAAAGCAGUAACACAAGCUACUUCGACAACAACACCGACAACAGCCAUACAGGGACAAAAUAAAACUGUGUUAUCAUUGAAUGCUGUCAGGGGCAGGAGCACAUACACGCACAAUUGCAGUUCGCUUGUCCAUAGUUAUUAUACAAUAUCAGGACCAAACAGCUGAAGCAAUUCAGUCUGUACGGUAACGAGCAGCUGAAGACGGACGACAACCGAAUUUUUAUGUGUAACCGCCGAUGUAUAUUGUGAAAGGUUCAUUCGGCGAAAGUGACGGAAAUUAACGAAAGGAAUCGAACCGUCACUGUUGAAUGGUUCGAGAAUGGUGACACUAAAGGCAAAGAGGUGUCACUCAUGGACAUCGUGGCUCUUAAUCCGCAAUACUUCGUAGGGGCUCCAUCGCCCAACCUGAGCGCUACAGGACCUCGGCUUGAGCGCAUAGCAAUUGCCCCGGUGGGGGCAAUCGUGCAGCCGCAACACUACGGCAGGACGACACAAAUAAACGGAAGUACUACAAGAGUGGCUGUGGUUGACAACGAUUUUGUUGCCCCCGCGCCGCCUCAGCAUAAAAAACAGAUUGCCAAACCAGCAGUGAGUGGAGGCACUGGCGUGACCGGGCCCGUGGUACCCCCGCAUAGCGGCAGCCUAAACCGAUCUGCCAAUAACACGUUUAAACUUCGGGCUUCGAUGACAGCCGUCACGGCCGACAACAACAACUCCAAUUAUGCGGUUAUUAAUAAAACGUCGAAAGUCGAAAAAGAAAAUAGUAAAGAACAGCAACAGACCGCCACACAACAACAGACUACAACGCCGGUAACCCCAGUAACUCCUGUAACACCGCAAGAAUCUGAGGCACCUCGGAGUGGGGCUACCGACAACGGACAAGAUAAAAACCCAGUCGUUCGCAAAAGCGUAGCAAUGAGCAAGGUGGACGAAAUUAAGAAAAAUCGUGAGGAACGUCGAGCGAAGCAAGCUGAAGCUAUGGCCCAUAAACAGGAGAUGACCAAGAAUUCCUCAAACAACAAAAACUGGGAAUUCGGAAAUAUGAUCAAGGAGUAUCGCCAGCAACUAAAUAUUUCUGGGUUGAAUAUUAACGAGCCUGUCCUAGACCACAAAAUUUGUGUCGCCGUCCGUAAACGACCCCUGAACAAGAGGGAAUCUGCUCGAGGUGAAGUUGAUGUAGUUACGAUCCCCAACCGAGACACAAUUUUAGUUCAUGAACCAAAAACCAAGCUCGACUUAACACGCUAUCUUGAUCACUCGAACUUUCGGUUCGACUACGCCUUUGACGAGGGCGUUGACAACGAACUAGUCUAUCGUUUUACGGCUAAACCUCUCGUAAAGACGGUGUUUGACGGUGGAAUGGCUACCUGCUUUGCCUACGGCCAGACUGGUUCCGGAAAGACACAUACAAUGGGUGGGAACUUCAGUGGAAAAGGCCAAGAUUGUUCGAAGGGUAUUUACUACAUGGCUACACGGGAUAUCUUCACGAUUCUUCGACAGCCUAAAUAUGCAUCACAGAAUCUUGUUGUAACAGCAUCUUACUUCGAGAUAUAUGCAGGCAAAGUGUUCGAUCUGUUAAAUGGCAAAGAUAUGCUUCGUGUGCUGGAGGAUGCCAAGGGUCAGGUUCAAGUAUGUGGACUCACCGAGAUCCCAGUACACUCUGUCGACGAAGUACUCGAACUUAUACAAAAGGGUUCAUCAGACCGUACAAGCGGACAAACGCAAGUUAAUGCAAACUCAUCGCGUUCACAUGCCGUCUUCCAAAUCUCGCUCAGAAAGGCCACUCGGUUACACGGGAAGUUCUCUCUGAUCGACCUGGCAGGCAACGAACGCGGUGCUGACACAGCCUCAGCGGAUCAGCGCACGCGAAUGGAGGGUGCCGAAAUUAACAAAUCGCUUCUAGCAUUAAAGGAAUGCAUUCGAGCAUUGGGUCGCAAGAACGCCUCCCAUACGCCGUUUCGUUCAUCAAAGCUAACCCACAUUCUCAAGGAUUCAUUCAUCGGCGAGAAUACGCGAACCUGCAUGAUUGCCAUGAUUUCCCCAGGAAUGGCGUCAUGCGAGAACUCGCUUAACACACUUCGCUAUGCCGACCGUGUGAAAGAGCUUGGUGCUGAAAACCCUCUCGAACGGCAGGAGCGUGAAGAUCGAGAGCUGGAGAAUAUUGUCGACGUUGAUGAUGACGAUGCACUCUACGAUGGUGACCAAAUAUCAUCGGAAAUGUUAGAACUGACACAAGCUGUUAGCCACCUCCAGGAGCUGGAGGAGGAUUUGUUGGAGGCCCACAGGGAGAUGAUCGAGGUCUACCCCAAGUUCACGGUCCAGCUCCGCCAAAUCAUGGACGUUACAAAGCGUGUCGACUAUGACAUGGUCGAAUACGUCGGUCGUAUGACUGACCUCAUAGAGGAGAACAAACAGUACAUUGAACGAAUGGAGGCACGAUGUCGAGCGAUGAGGCAGCAGAUGCAAGAAGAAGAGAAGAUUUCAAUGGCCCUUAAAAGACCUACGCACUAUUAGGCAUCGUGCCUCACAUUCAGCCUUCGUCCUCCGUCUCUUGCUUGCGUCGACGUGACAGUAACGAACCUGACAGAUAGAAGUAGCAUAGACGUAACAUAAUACACCCAAUACAUGCUCCGAUUACAGCUGUAACAUCUUCGUUGUGACUAUAUGUUUCCUUUUGGUUUCGCCAGUAAAGAGUCGAUGAAAACAUUGAUCUAGCGAGAGUGUUACCAACUUAGUGUUCGAAAUUAAUCCACCCUAAUAAAAAAAAAAAGAAAAAAACUAGACCACUAUCGAGUAAAUUAAAACCAACGUAAACAAACUCUGGAUGACUUAUUGGAUUCGCAGCGUGAACCGUUGUCGAAUGAAUAUGUGGCUUGCCUACCUCUUCAUAUCCCAAAAAUGUGUUAUGAAAAUUAUGUCUUAAAAGUCAGCAUUAACAAGUGAUUUAAAAAAAAAACUAUCUAAUAUCACGCACCUAUCGUAUGCAGCCAGAUGUUCCUAAGUGCUAUCUAUUGAUGAAACGUUUUUCCAUUUGUAAGAAAACGCCGUGUAGCAUGCCCCACAUUCUAACAGGUGAGUCUAUACCAAUAAAUAUCGCAACGCUUCAGCUACUCUCUUAGCAACUUCGUUUGCUACCAUCGAUGUAGGGUUAUUCCGUGUGCACAUGGGUUCUCGUACGCUAUUUACAAUACAUUCGAUAGAGACUACAAGCAAGAGAUCUGGCUCGCAUGCGUGUAUAUUCGGAGACGCGGAAGGCGUUUCUCAUAAUCCACUAUAAUCAUGCGCGAACAUAUAAAAAAAAAAUCCAAUGAUCCGCUCGUAGUGAUUCAAAAGCGUGACACAAACUGAUGAAAAGAUCUGUUUCCAGAUAAAGAAACACAGUACAGUGUGUUAAAAACGAAAACAGCCUCCGUCAGUAGCUGUAUGCCAGUAACUAUUCGCUUGCGAUGUCGAUCACAAAAUAUAGCGGACCUAUACAAAACCGAUCGUAAAGCAUGACUCACCCAGUA
Messenger RNA from Varroa destructor (honeybee mite), 4399 nucleotides. RefSeq names its product kinesin-like protein KIF2A. The record is from RefSeq and is a predicted model, not a curated record. Gene Ontology annotation, biological process: microtubule depolymerization; microtubule-based movement. Gene Ontology annotation, cellular component: microtubule. NCBI's taxonomy places the organism in Eukaryota, Metazoa, Arthropoda, Arachnida, Mesostigmata, Varroidae. Gene Ontology annotation, molecular function: ATP binding; microtubule motor activity; microtubule binding.